UGCGUUUCUUUUUCUCUUUUUUCUUUUUUGUCUGAUAAACUAUGCAAGAAUUAAAGAACCAAGAAGACAGAGAAAAGUUUAUCGAGGACUUUCUUAACAGACAACGCGAAGCAGAAGAGAAUGACGAAGAUUUACACCAGCCUGAAGAUGAAGAGCAUUUAGAACAAGAGAUUCCUGAAAUGCCCAAGGAACUCGCUACUCCUAUCAGCCUUGCUAAGCAGACAAAAGCAGAGUUAGCUGGUGAAAAGAAGAAGAAAAAGAAGAAGAAGAAGAAGGGAAAGACAGCUGAUUUGCCCGAAGCAGGUACUGAUCUUGCUGAUGACUAUAUCGAAAAGCAUUCCGAGGAUUUGAUUGAAGAUCCUUUUGAUCCUUCUCAUUCUCUUGCUCAAAGAGUUGAAUAUGCCAUCUGGAAAUACCGUAAAAACCACAAGUUUUCUGAUGAAAAGCGUGCCAUUUUUGAUAACUAUCUCAAGUUUGGUUGUAUCAAGACAGGUCCCAACAUGUUUUUGGGUCGUGCUACAAGUGCUGAUACCCCUAAUGAUCCUGAGGCUGCUAUUGAUUUUGAAGCAGCCAAGACAGCGAUUGAUUCUGUGCCUGAUGAUUCAGAAGAAGGCUUAGAAGUCAAUUUUACUGAAGUGGCCCAAGUCUAUUUUGGCAACGCAUUUAUUCGUCAAAGUAGAUUCACAACCCUAAGGGAUUUUAUUGAUGCUCCUGCCUUGAUUGAUGCGUUCUUAAGAUACCUUCAGAUCCGUCAUGUUGCACCUGAAUAUGCGGAUGAUAUUGCGGGUGCCCGCGCUAUCUGUGCUCAAGCCAAAAUUCAACUUCCCAAAUGCAAGCAUAUUAUCAUGGAAAUGCCAGGCACAUUUAACAAGGCUUGUGCUGAUCUGUUUGGUAAUGCCAUUACAGAAAUGGAUACCUCUUGGAUGACUGAGACUACCUUGACGAUUCAAAAGCAGUACAUGUCUUUUCUUGUUGACACUGUGGGCACAACUUCUGAAGACACUAAGAAGAUUGUUCAAAAGAAAAUCAAGAAUCCUGAUAGUGUAAGCUUAGUCGAGAAGCGUGAAUGGGUGUUUGUCAAAGUAGCAGAAAUUGCACCUUACAAAGAAGAGACAGCAGCAUCUGAGGAUUUGAUUCAAGUCAAAUUUGAAAACUAUGAAGAUACCCAUGAAACAUACAGAAUUUAUCUCGAAAAGAAAAUUGUUCAACAUAUGAUGGUAGGCAUGGUAACAGCGCUCACUCUUUGUAGACUAAGCAACGGUGAGUGGUAUUUGGAACAAGCACGUCGCUUUAUGCCUACUUUUUAUAUGGAAGAUGAUUGCAUGACAGAAGAAGACUUUGACUAUUAAUGCUGCUUUUUAAAAAUAAAAAAAAUAAAAAAAUAAAAUAAUUCUUUCUUUUUCUUUAU
Gilbertella persicaria is the source of this 1408-nucleotide messenger RNA. RefSeq names its product Argonaute siRNA chaperone complex subunit Arb1-domain-containing protein. NCBI's taxonomy places the organism in Eukaryota, Fungi, Mucoromycota, Mucoromycetes, Mucorales, Choanephoraceae. The coding region runs from base 42 to 1349 and encodes 435 amino acids. The transcript is spliced from 3 exons. Gene Ontology annotation, biological process: regulatory ncRNA-mediated gene silencing. Gene Ontology annotation, cellular component: ARC complex. The record is from RefSeq and is a predicted model, not a curated record.